GGGCUAGUUCCCUCGUGGGAUUCAAAAGUGCACAAGCUUAACAGGCUUGGACCUUUCCAAUAAUGAGCUUCAGGGACCAAUUCCAUUUGACAUUGAAAAGAUACUACCAUAUGGUACGUUCCUUGAUCUAUCCUCGAACAAAUUUUUCGGUAAAAUCCCAUCAACCAUUGCCAAUUGCUCUCUUAUAAACGUCCUCAACCUAGAACUCAACAGUCUAACAGGACAUAUUCCACAGCAAAUUGGUGAGCUCAAGCGGCUGAAAACCUUUAAUGUCGCUAAUAAUCUAUUGUCAGGGCUAGUGCCAACCUUUGCGGAAGCUAAUUUUCCAGUUGAAAUCUAUGAUAAUAAUAUUGGACUCUAUGGAGGGCCUCUGGAAAGAUGCAGCGAUGAUCAAAGCAAAUUUCUUUCUGUAGUCAAAAGUGGGUUUGCGGUUGGCUAUGCGAUCUCUGCAGUUUCAGUUGUAGUUCUGUAUGUGUCGUACUUUGUGCCAUGGCUGAACACAGGGAAGAGGAGUACCAUGAUCACAAUAGCAGCAAUGCUAAUAUCAAUGAUGAAGAGGAAGAAAAAGAUACAAAUCGACCGAGUAGUUAGUUUGUCUACUGUAGAAAUUCUACGGCAAAACAAGGGGUUUAUGAUCGGUUAUGCAGUCUUUGCUGUUUCUGUGACAUUUGCUUUAAUGGCCUGUGACAUACCUGCUUGGAUGAAUUUCAAGAUCAGGAGCAAGAAUUUGUUGAAAAUCAGGAGUAAGGUUCUAAAUAUGAUCAGGAGGAAGAGGAAGACCAAGAUAAUAGACUCUGAUCAAGUGACAGAUUUCCAUACUGUGGAUAAUCUACAAGAUGGUGGCAAAGAGAUUCUUAGGUUACAAAAGGUGGUCACAAGAUUGCCUUACACAGAUCUCAGAAAUGCCACAGACAACUUUAGUGAAAAGAAUAUCAUUGGAUUGGGAAAGAUGGGGAUAAUGUUCAAGGCAACCCUCCCAAGCGGACAUUUCCUUCCAGUCAAGAAGUUAAACUACUCCCAAUUCCUUGAUGAGCAGUUCAUAGCAGAAUUAAGGAUACCUGGUGCAAUAAGACAUAUCAACAUAAUUCCAAUUGUCGGAUUCUGUAUAAAGUCAAAGGAAAGGCUUCUGGUUUACAAAUAUAUGCCAAAUGGUAGACUUUAUGACUGGCUACAUCAUCGGCAAGAUCAGGUCAUGAAUUGGCCUUUAAGGGCUAAAAUUGCCAUUGGGUUGGCAAGAGGCUUGGCAUGGAUCCAUCAAGGUAGCUACAUUCGUAUAAUCCAUCUUAACAUAAGCUCAAAAUGCAUCUUACUUGAUCAAAGUUUCGAGCCUAAGUUAUCGAACUUUGGAGAGGCGAUAAUCAUGAUUCCAACUAAGAGUUCUAGUGAGAAUACUGAAUUCUGGGAAAUGGCGUUCGUUAAGGAGGAUGUCUAUAGCUUUGGAAUCGUUCUUCUCGAGCUGAUUACUGGGGAGGAUUCAAGCAGAAUGACUAGUACUAGUUCAUCAAACAGCUACGGUGACUCACCAAGUGAAUGGGUUAGUCAUCUUUUUGACAGACACUCUUCUACUUCAUAUGAUCUGAUUGAUGAAUCUGUUUCAGGGUAUGGAUUUGACGAUGACAUUCAUCAGUUCCUUGAAAUUGCAUUUAGUUGUGUUCAACCUGUUGUAGAUCAAAGACCGACAAUGUUAGAAGUGUAUGAACAGAUAAAAGAUAUAGCAGAGAAAUAUAGCAUCAUCAAUGGUUCUAAGCUACUUACAAAAUGUGAAAUAUCCACUGCUAGUCUCAAAGGAAAAUCUGUUGAAAUUGAAACAGUAGAGUCCUUAAACAGGUGAAAUAUAUGUAGCACAUAGGACCCAUUGACUAAAUAUGGUACUCUCCAGGAAUUUUUUUUUUU
Ricinus communis (castor bean) is the source of this 1893-nucleotide messenger RNA. Its product is annotated as probably inactive leucine-rich repeat receptor-like protein kinase At5g48380. Gene Ontology annotation, molecular function: protein kinase activity; ATP binding. The record is from RefSeq and is a predicted model, not a curated record. Bases 518 to 1831 code for a protein of 437 amino acids. Gene Ontology annotation, biological process: protein phosphorylation. The transcript is spliced from 3 exons. Lineage: Eukaryota; Viridiplantae; Streptophyta; Magnoliopsida; Malpighiales; Euphorbiaceae.